Molecule: messenger RNA, 9792 nt
Organism: Acanthochromis polyacanthus (spiny chromis)
Lineage: Eukaryota; Metazoa; Chordata; Actinopteri; Pomacentridae
Product: myosin-11-like
Exons: 43
Coding region: 374-6409 (2011 amino acids)
Cellular component (GO): myosin complex
Molecular function (GO): ATP binding; actin filament binding; cytoskeletal motor activity
Source: RefSeq, a predicted model, not a curated record
UGGAAAUCUCCUCCUAAUUUUGGAAAGGAGGCGGGCCUCUUGCACUGCUCCACCCCCAGGUGUCGCGGGUAGGUUUAAAUAGUGUGGAUGAGGAAGGACAACAUCAUCAUCAUCACCAGCAUCACUUCAUUUACCUGACAUGGUAUUCUCAUUUCCCUGGAGUUCAUCCUGCACUGAGGACUGAAACACUGAACAGCCCGAGGUACAAACGAGAUCAGAGGUCAGCUCAGCUCCCAGCGCCACUCCAGAGGGUGACCCAGUAGCCAGCGACCAACCAGACGUCAGCUCAACCACCUCUGAACCCCCAGCCGCCUCCGACUCCACCACUGCUGCUGCUGCUUGUAUCCCACAGGCCGACACCGAUACGUCCAACAUGGCUGACCCAGCCACUGAAGACAGCAAGUACCUCUUCCUGGAAAACGACUUCCGCAACAGCGGGGUGGCCCAGGCCGACUGGGCGGCCAAGAAGAUGGUGUGGGUGCCGUCAGAGAGGGAGGGCUUCGAGCAGGCCAGCAUCAAGGAGGAGAAGGGGGACCAGGUGCUGGUGGAGCUCUCCAACGGUCACAAGGUGACGAUAAACAAAGAUGACAUCCAGAAGAUGAACCCGCCCAAAUUCAGCAAAGUGGAGGACAUGGCCGCCCUCACUUUCCUCAACGAAGCCUCCGUCCUGCACAACCUGCGUGAGAGAUACUUCUCCAGCCUGAUCUAUACAUACUCGGGUCUGUUCUGUGUGGUGGUAAAUCCCUACAAGAUGCUGCCCAUCUACUCUGAGAAGAUCAUUGAAAUGUACAAGGGAAAGAAACGCCACGAGGUGCCACCGCACAUCUAUUCCAUCACAGACAACGCCUACAGAAACAUGAUGCAGGACCGUGAGGAUCAGUCCAUUCUCUGCACAGGCGAGUCUGGAGCCGGGAAGACAGAAAACACCAAGAAGGUGAUUCAGUACCUGGCUGUCGUCGCCUCCUCGCACAAGGGCAAGAAGGACGCCAACCCUCAGCAGCAGCAGCAAGCAGGAUCUCUGGCUUAUGGGGAGUUGGAAAAGCAGCUGCUGCAAGCAAAUCCCAUCCUGGAGGCCUUCGGCAAUGCAAAAACCAUCAAAAACGACAACUCCUCACGAUUUGGAAAGUUCAUCAAACUCAACUUUGAUGUGACCGGCUAUAUCGUUGGGGCAAAUAUUGACACCUACCUGCUGGAGAAGUCUCGCUGUAUUCGUCAGGCCAACACUGAGAGAGCCUUCCACAUCUUCUACUACAUGGUGGCAGGAGCCAAAGACAAGAUGAAGGAGGAGCUUCUCCUGGAGGACUUCAGCAGCUACCGUUUCCUGGUGGCAGGUCACGUGGAGAUCUCUGGUCAGCAGGAUGACGAGAUGUUUGAUGAGACUCUGGAGGCCAUGGAGAUCAUGGGCUUCACCGAGGAGGAGAGAUUAGGGAUGUUGAAGGUGGUGUCCACUGUGCUCCAGCUGGGCAACAUGAAGUUUGAGAAAGAGAGGAACAGUGAGCAAGCGACCAUGCCUGACAACACCGCUGCCCAGAAGGUGUGCCACCUGCAGGGCAUCAACGUGACCGACUUCACCCGCGCCAUCCUCACACCCAGGAUUAAAGUGGGCAGGGAGGUGGUGCAGAAAGCCCAGACCAAGCAGCAGGCUGAUUUUGCAGUGGAGGCUCUGGCUAAGGCCAUGUAUGAGCGUUUGUUCCGCUGGAUCCUGGCCAGAGUUAACAAGACACUGGACAAGAGUAAGAGACAGUCAGCAUCCUUCCUGGGCAUCCUGGACAUCGCUGGUUUUGAGAUUUUUGAGGACAACUCUUUUGAGCAGCUCUGCAUCAACUACACCAACGAACGUCUGCAGCAGCUCUUCAACCACACCAUGUUCAUCCUGGAGCAGGAGGAGUACAAGAGGGAGGGCAUCGAGUGGAACUUCAUUGACUUCGGCCUCGACCUGCAGCCCUGCAUCGAGCUCAUCGAGAGGCCGAACAACCCUCCAGGUAUCCUGGCUCUGCUGGACGAGGAGUGCUGGUUCCCCAAAGCCACUGAUGUUUCUUUUGUGGACAAGCUGCUGAACACCCACACUGGACACGUUAAAUUCUCCAAGCCCAAACAACACAAAGAUAAACUGAUGUUCAGUGUGCUGCACUACGCUGGUAAGGUCGACUACAACGCAGCCAACUGGUUGACAAAGAACAUGGACCCUCUGAACGACAACGUGACAGCGCUGCUCAACAGCUCCUCCAGCACCUUCAUCCAAGACCUGUGGAAAGACGUGGAUCGAGUGGUGGGUCUGGAGACCAUGACCAAGAUGUCUGAGAGCUCAGCGCCCACCUCCACCAAAUCCAAGAAGGGCAUGUUCCGCACAGUGGGCCAGCUGUACAAGGAGUCUCUGGGCAAACUGAUGACCACACUGCACAACACGCAGCCCAAUUUUGUCCGCUGCAUCAUUCCCAACCACGAGAAGAGGGCCGGUAAGAUGGACUCCCACCUGGUGCUGGAGCAGCUGAGGUGUAACGGCGUGCUGGAGGGGAUCCGAAUCUGCAGACAGGGAUUCCCGAACCGCAUCGUGUUCCAGGAGUUCAGACAGAGGUAUGAGAUCCUGGCUGCCAAUGCCAUCCCAAAAGGCUUCAUGGAUGGGAAACAGGCCUGCUGUCUGAUGGUUAAGCAUCUGGAUCUGGACCCUAACCUGUACCGUAUCGGCCAGAGUAAGAUGUUCUUCAGGACGGGGGUUUUGGCCCAGCUGGAGGAAGAGAGAGACCUCAAACUGACCGUCGUCAUCAUCGCCUUCCAGGCUCAAGCAAGAGGCUUCCUGGGUCGCAAGGCUUUCAGCAAACGUCAGCAGCAGCUGAGUGCCAUGAAGGUCAUCCAGAGGAACUGUGCCUGUUACCUCAAACUGAAGAACUGGCAGUGGUGGAGGCUUUUCACUAAGGUGAAGCCACUGCUGCAGGUGACCAGACAAGAGGAGGAAAUGGGUCAGAAGGAGGAGGAGCUAAAGGCAGCCAAAGAGGUGGCCGCUAAGACUGAGGCCGAACUGAAGGACAUCACCCAGAAACACACCCAGUUGAUGGAGGAAAGGGCGCAGCUGGAGUCAAAGCUUCAGGCAGAGACGGAGCUGUGCGCUGAGGCUGAGGAGAUGAGGGUGCGACUGGAGGCCAAGAAGCAGGAGCUGGAGGAGGUGCUGCAUGAGAUGGAAGCCCGGCUGGAGGAGGAGGAGGACCGCAGCAACGCCCUGCAGCAGGAGAGGAAGGACAUGGAGCAGCAGCUACAGAUGAUGGAGGCCCACAUAGCCGAGGAGGAAGACGCUCGACAGAAGCUGCAGCUGGAGAAGGUGGCUGUGGAAGGAAAGGUGAAGAAACUGGAGGAAGACGUUCUGAUCAUGGAGGACCAGAAUAGCAAACUGCAGAAGGAGCGAAAACUCCUGGAGGAGAGGAUGGCUGACAUGAGCUCUAACCUGGCCGAGGAGGAGGAGAAGUCUAAGAAUCUGACCAAACUCAAAGCCAAACACGAGUCCAUGAUCUCUGACCUGGAGGUGCGCAUGAAGAAGGAGGAGAAGGGUCGUCAGGACAUGGAGAAGGCUAAAAGGAAGGUGGAGGCGGAGCUGGCCGACCUGCAGGAGCAGCACACCGACCUGCAGGGUCAACUAGGAGAUCUCCGCGGCCAGUAUGCAGCCAAGGACGAGGAACUUCAGGCCACUCAAGCCCGUUUGGAAGAUGAGAGCAAUCAGCGUGGGGCGGCUGUGAAGCGAGUUCGAGAGUUGGAGACAAUGAUGUCAGAGCUGCAGGAGGACUUGGAGGCAGAAAAGGAAGCGAGAGGGAAAGCCGAAGCAGCUCGACGGGACCUCGGGGAAGAACUUAACGCUCUACGGUCUGAGCUGGAGGACAGCCUGGAUACAACCGCCGCCCAGCAGGAGCUCCGGGCAAAGCGAGAACAAGAGGUGGCCAUGUUGAAGAAAGCCAUGGAGGAGGAGGGACGGAGCCACGAGGCCCAAAUCCAGGAUCUGAGACAGAAACAUAGCCAAGCAGUGGAGGAGCUCACAGAGCAGCUGGAGCAGGGCAAGCGGGCGAGGGCUGGUCUGGAGAAAGCCAAGCAAGCUCUGGAGAAGGAAACGGCAGAUCUGAGCGCCGACCUGAGAUCCCUUGCCAGCGCCAAACAGGAGGUGGAGCACAAGAAGAAGAAGGUGGAGGGUCAGCUGAAUGACCUACACUCUCGCUUCAACGAGAGCGAACGUCAAAAGAACGAGCUGACUGAGCGAGUCUCAAAGAUGACUAUGGAGCUGGACAGUGUGACCGGUCUGCUGAACGAGGCUGAGGGAAAGAACAUCAAGCUGAGUAAAGAUGUGUCCAGUUUGUCCUCUCAGCUCCAGGACGCACAGGAGCUGCUAUCAGAGGAGACCCGUCAGAAGCUGAAUCUGUCUGGACGUCUCCGUCAGAUGGAGGAGGACAGGAACAGCCUGAUGGAGCAGCUGGAGGAGGAGACGGAGGGCAAACGGGCUGUGGAGAGGCAGGUGUCCAGCCUCAACAUGCAGCUGUCUGACUACAAGAAGAAGCUAGACGAGAUGUCAGGGACAGUGGAGAUGCUGGAGGAGGGGAAGAAGCGUCUGCAGCGUGAGCUGGAAUCAGCCAACACCGAGUACGAGGAGAAGGCUUCAGCCUAUGACAAGCUGGAGAAGAGCCGAAACCGGAUGCAGCAGGAGCUGGAGGACGUUCUAAUGGACCUGGACAGCCAGCGGCAGCUUGUCUCCAACUUGGAGAAGAAGCAGAAGAAGUUUGAUCAGAUGCUGGCAGAGGAGCGAGCUGUGUCGUGUAAGUUCGCAGAAGAGCGAGAUCGAGCCGAGGCAGAGGUGAGGGAGAAGGAGACGAGGGUGCUGGCUGUGACCCGAGCACUGGAGGACAACCAGGAGGCUCUGGAGGAGGCAGAGAAGACCAUAAAGUCGCUCCGAGCUGAGAUGGAAGAUCUUAUCAGCUCCAAGGAUGACGUGGGGAAGAGUGUGCAUGACCUGGAGAAGGCGAAGCGAGGCCUGGAGGCCAUUGUGGAGGAGAUGAGGACGCAGAUGGAGGAGCUGGAGGACGAGCUGCAGGUGGCCGAAGACGCCAAGCUGCGUCUGGAGGUCAACAGUCAGGCGCUCAAAGCUCAGCAUGAGAGGGAGCUGCAGGCCCGAGAGGAGAUGGGAGAGGAGAAGAGGAAGCAGCUCCUCAAACAGGUUCGUGAGCUGGAGUCAGAGCUGGAGGAGGAGAGGAAGCAGCGGGGUCAGGCGUCUGCUGGAAAGAAGAAGCUCGAGGGGGAGCUGAAGGACAUGGAAGACCAGCUGGAGGCCGCCAGCAGAGGGCGUGAAGAGGCGCUCAAGCAGCUCCGCAAAAUCCAGGGCCAGGUCAAGGAUGUCCAGAGGGACUUGGAGGACUCUCGGGCAGCCCAGAAGGAAGUUCUCGCCUCAGCCAGGGAGUCUGAGCGCAAAUCUAAGGCCAUGGAGGCCGACAUCAUCCAGCUGCAUGAGAUGUUGGCAGCAGCUGAGAGAGCUCGAAAGCAGGCAGAGGCGGAGAGAGACGAGCUGUCUGAAGAACUGGCCAGUAACUCCUCUGGAAAGUCACUGCUGUCUGAUGAAAAGCGCCGCCUGGAAACCAAGAUCAGCCAACUGGAGGAGGAGCUGGAGGAGGAGCAGACCAAUGUGGAGAGUCUGAACGACCGGCUGAGGAAGAGCCAGCAGUUGUUGGAGCAGCUGGGAACAGAGCUGGCAGCAGAGAGAUCUUCCUCUCAGAGCAGAGAGGGAUCCAGACAACAGCUAGAGAAACAAAACAAGGAGCUGAAGGCCAAACUGCAGGAGAUGGAGGGCCAGGGACGCUCUAAACUCAAGGCCUCCAUCGCUGCUCUGGAGGCUAAACUGAGAGAAGUGGAAGAGCAGCUGGAAAUCGAGAGCAGAGAACGUCAGGCCAGCGCCAAGAAUCUGCGUCAGAAAGAGAAGAAACUGAAAGAUUUAACCAUCCAGAUGGAGGAUGAGCGGAAGCAGGCGCAGCAAUACAAGGACCAGGCGGAGAAGAGCAACAUCCGGGUGAAGCAGCUGAAGCAUCAGCUGGAGGAGGCGGAGGAGGAGGCGCAGCGCGUGGUGGCGGCCCGCAGGAAACUGCAGAGGGAGCUGGACGAGUCGACAGAGGCCAAUGAUGCCCUCAACAGAGAUGUGGCUUCACUCAAGAGCAAACUGAGGCGUGGCGGUGGGGAGGCGGUGUUCAGCAGCCCCAGUCCUCGGAGCAGCAGCGGCGGUAGCAGCAGCAUCAGGAGCUUGGGGCUGGGAAGUAGCAUCAGCCGGAGGAACACCAUCAAAGAGAACUCGGUGGAGAUGCAGGAGGAAGAGUUUCGUUCCCCAUCUCCUCCUGCCUGCACCCCACCUCUGGAGGCCCUCGAGGAGGCCUACACCUGCUCUGCCGACGAGUAGAAGGACCAGACUCUUUGCAAUGAUUGGGUUUCAAGUGAAGUGAGCCUUUCCAGAAAUAUUUUUACAGUUUAAAUUAGAAGAUUUUCCCAUUUAUUAAUAACGCUCCAGAACCACAGGAGAAUCCUGGACACUUUAAUCAUACUACGGAUUAAUGUAAAGUUAUUUUUGGUUUGUAAGGAAUACAAAUUAUUUGGAGGAAAGUGAGGAGAUAAUUUAAUUAUUCCCAACUAAACAGCACAAUAGAAAACAAAAUUAGCUAUCCCUGUCAUACUAAUACCAUGUUAUUCUGAUGACAGAAUUUUCUAUUUAUUCCUUAAAUUAUUUUUAAACAUUUUGUCUGUAAAAUGUAUAUUUUUCAAGCAAAAAUGUCAAACUGUUUCUGGUUCCAUCCUCUCAAAAGUGAGAUUUUGCAGCUUUUGAACUGUUGAUGACAUGAAACAAGCAUUCUGCUGAACUUUAUGAUGGGCCUACUUUGCAGCAUUUUAUUUAAAAACUAUUUAUCAGCUUAUCUGGAAAAUAUUUGACUAGAUUUAAGAGCAAAAAUAUAUUUUACAUUUGUUUUUAAAGCCUUCAGGUGUGCCUCCUUUUUUCUUGGUCUAGCCUUUUGCCAAUCCUUGGUAUCCUUAAAGUUGAAAUAACCUUUGAUGUUUGUUCACUAGUGAGAAAUUGGAUUUUAUGUAAUUUGUUCUAAAAAAAAAAAUACUACAAAACUAAAAUAAACCUGCCGAAUUUGAAUUUAUCCAAAAUCUUAAAGCAAGUUGAUUCAGUUUCUGUGCUUGUCUAUAAUUUCUACAGCUCUUUUUCGACUUUGGUGAUGCUUCGUGCUGUAGCUUCAGCUGCCUUGUUUCAAGUUUCAAAGUGAAAUUUAGCCACUAUUGGAUUGAUCUGAUUGCAACAAAUAUUGGCAGCUUCAAUCCAAAAAUAUUCACCACCUAAAAAGAGAAUGAGUUACCCAUCUAUGCUUCAGUCCCGCCUAAAUUGAACUAAACAUAGCAAAACUUAAAGAGGUCCACUUGUUUGUAAAGUUCAAACAUCAACAAGCUACAUGUAAGCCUAAUUGAUUUAUUUAAUCUGCUUAUAAUAGUCAGAGGAUUUGUCUGUAUAUGUCUGAGGAGUCUCAGUCUUCCAGGUCAAGUUUUGUCUAAGUGCUAAAAUGAAGGCAGCCUGAGUUUCCUGAAAAGAUUUCAGCUCUCAUCUGAAACAUUUGUUCAGUUCUGACUACUCAAAUGCAUCAUCACCAUUACCUACGACAAACAGUCACCAUCCUAGCUGCUCUGCUUGCUAACCCUCCAACAACAGAAACUCCCAGGAUUUUACCAAAAAAGUCAGAAAACACAACCAUGGCAACUUUACUUCUCUACAUGAAAGAUGUAGUCGGAGCUUGUUGGAUUAUGUGGCCUCAACAUCAACACACGCAGAAAAUCCCAAAACACAUACAGACCAUGAUGUACCAUUUGAUUCUCAGCACUGACUAGGUCCACAAGGACAGAGAGGAAGAAGCACAAAGCACUUUAAACUAACUCCCACAACUACUUUCAAUAUCAAUGCACCAGAAAUUUGAAUUUAUACUAGUCCACUAGUUCAGCAAAAAAAAUAGCUUUUCAAAGACGGAUUUGAAAUUUUGAAUGUCCUACAUUCUUCAACUAAACUGUAUUUUAGAUGACGCUGGGCACUAACUGUGUAUAACAGAACGAGUCACUAGAAGUAAGUUAACAACAAUGGAGACAUUUUUGCCAAUUUAAACCACCUAAAACAAAUGAGGUGUUCUACAACAUAGUCCUGACAUCCCUCCAGACACAGCUUAACAGUCAGGAGACCCAAACAUCUCCUGUCCAAUCAGAACUGAAGAAGCCUUUCAGAUGAGAGGUGAAACUAUCAACCUAAAGCACAACCAGCUGCCUUCGCUGAGCACUUGCAUAUGAAUUCUCUAGAUCAAUCUUCAAGAAUAAAUGAUAACAAAUUGCUGUCAUGACACACGCACGUUUGCUCUUCAUGAUGCAAGUUCCACAAUUAAUUUAAAACCCAUUUGGUUAUCGCAGUAGUCUAAAGAGCUGGAAAUGCAUUACACAAAUUCAUCCAAUCCUGCCAUCAUGGUUUAGGCUUCACUUUGUUUGGAUGCAACAACACGGUUAUUAAACAGGCCGAUUCCAAAUGGAUUAGCUUUAAUUAGUAAAAUAAACUUUAUUUAAUAAAAUAAUUAAAGCAGUGAGCAGAAGGGAGCUAUAAAUGCUGUAGAUUUAAACUGUCUGGAAUCAGAGUACUAAAUGUUUCAUUUUGUAAAGUGAAAUGAAGGCAAUAAAAGAUAUUUUAAAUGUUUUUGGAUUAAUAGAACAUAAUUUGUGAAAUAGUAUAUUUAGAUUGACUUUGCAUUUCAGGUAGCUACAUAUAGUGUAGUCAGUUAUACUAAAAAUAUAAGGUGGGUUGGAAGACAGCAUUACAAGUCAAUUAAAAAAAAAAAGUCAAACAGUAGCACUUAUGAACUUCUAAUUUGACCCAUUUGUAACAAUUCAGGUGUCAGUGAUUUUCUGAGUGUUUUACACCAUUUCAGAAAUAAGUUCUGUCCUAAAAUUCCCAGAGUAUCGUCAACGUCAUUAGUGAACGCAGUACAAGUUGGUUGAAAACAAUGUGCACAUCGUCUACAACAUUUAGAUGCUCUUGUCCUCAUGGCAGAGUGUUUAAAAACAUCUGUUCUCAAGACAUCUACAGACUCAGUGAAGACUGCUAAACAGCUGCAGAAAAUAAUGUCCACUACACAACAAAAAGAGCAUUUAACCCUUUUCUCAGGUUGAAUCUGUGUUCUAAUGUAAAACAGCUAAAAGUUUUGUAAGUGCAAUGUUUAAAUUUAGCAAGGAAAUGUUUCCAUUGUGGUCACAAUCUUUGGAUUACAAAAUAAAGCUGCAAAUUAUUAAAUGGGUUCAAACCUGCCACUGACUAAAUAUAUUUUCAUUCAAAUGGGUUUAAAAGUUUAAGGAUUACUAAGCUUUUGAUUAAUAAUCACUUUGUUUUUUGUUGGGUUUUUAUCUGCUCAACAUGUUUUUCAGAAAAUUAUACAUCCCUUUGCAGUCCAGCUGUAAAGGUAAUAAAUGAAAGGCACAAACUGAGACUAGUUCUUCAUGCACUUCAUUGGGGGGGCGUUCAGAAUAAUAGAAGAAUGUUUGCUUUGAAACUGAAUGUUGAAUUCUAUUUAUAGCCCAGCUGUUUUCUUCUUGAGAGUGUGUGAUUUUAAACCUCACAGAUACACAAUAUAUAAUUAUAAUAAAAGUGAUGUGUACGACAACUGCUGUGACGCAGGACUUUCUGCUUUGUGAACCUAAGAAGUGCUAUUAAAUUGCUACAAAACCCUCCCCCACACAUUCUGUAAUGAAUAAAAUCUAUGCAACUUU